AGUAUGUAUUUGUUAAGGCCAGGAAAGGGCACCUGAGCCAGGCCUUCUGCUUAAGGCGUGUCUCACUACAUGCCAGUCCCUCUGCUUACAGAUUUUAGAUAUCUGAAACAUCACAACAGCUUCUUGGUGGUUCUCAGGAUUAAAGAGGUUUGGAGGUUGCUAUGUUCAUGCUGCUUGUCUUUGGAGCAUUGCUUCAUGAAGUUCCCCUGAGUGGCCAAGACGAGGUUCCUCCCCAGGCUGAUGGCAUUCUGGGUGCCCCUCUGUUCAACUAUGCCAGCCUCCGCCUGCCAGAAGAGCAUAUUCCCUUCUUUUUGCACAAUAAUAGGCAUAUUGCCAUGGUCUGUAAGAAAGACUCGCAUUGUCCUUAUAAGAAACACUUAGAAAAUUUAAAGUACUGCUGGGGUUAUGAGAAAUCCUGCAGACCAGAGUUCAGGUUUAGUUACCCUGUUUGCACCUACGUGGAUAUGGGAUGGACGGACACUCUUGAAUCAGCCCAGGAAAUAUUCUGGAAGCAAGCUGACUUUGGGUAUUCCGGAGAGCGGCUGCAGGAACUCCAUGUGCUCUGCCAGCCGAAGGGAAUGAAUGACUCAAGUCUAGUGUGUUCCCGUUACCUUCAGUACUGCAGAGCGACCAAUCUCUACCUUGAUUUAAGAAACAUCAAGAGAAACCACGACAGAUUUAAGGAAGAUUUUUUCCAGAGCGGGGAAAUUGGAGGACACUGUAAACUUGACAUUCGUAUGUUGAUGUCUCAAGGCCAGCGCAAAAGCCCUUUGCAGUCUUGGUUUGCCGAGCUACAAAGCUAUACUCAGCUCAACUUCAGACCAGUAGAAGAUGCUAAGUGUGACAUUGUUAUUGAGAAACCAACCUACUUCAUGAAAUUAGAUGCAGGUGUUAACAUGUAUCACCACUUCUGUGAUUUCAUCAAUCUUUAUAUUACUCAGCACAUUAAUAAUUCCUUCAGCACAGAUGUGCACGUUGUGAUGUGGGACACGAGCUCCUACGGAUAUGGUGACCUGUUCUCCGAUACAUGGAAAGCAUUUACUGAUUAUGAUGUUAUACAUUUGAAAACUUAUGAUUCCAAAAGGGUGUGUUUUAAAGAAGCUAUUUUUUCCUUACUCCCCCGGAUGAGGUACGGGCUGUUCUAUAAUACCCCUCUGAUAUCUGGCUGUCAAAAUACCGGAUUAUUCCGGGCAUUUUCUCAGCAUGUACUACACAGACUGAACAUCACACAAGAGGGUCCCAAGGAUGGAAAAAUUCGAGUCACCAUUCUCGCACGGAGCACAGAAUACCGGAAAAUACUCAACCAAAAUGAGCUUGUAAAUGCACUGAAAACGGUAUCUACAUUUGAGGUCCAGAUUGUCGAUUAUAAGUAUAAGGAACUUGGGUUUUUAGAUCAGCUAAGGAUCACGCAUAACACGGACAUAUUUAUUGGAAUGCAUGGAGCUGGUCUUACCCAUUUACUUUUCCUUCCAGACUGGGCUGCUGUGUUUGAACUAUACAACUGUGGAGAUGAACGCUGUUACUUGGACCUGGCCAGGCUGAGAGGCGUCCACUACAUCACUUGGAGAAGGCAGAGCAAAGUCUUUCCUCAAGAUAAGGGCCACCACCCAACUCUGGGGGAACAUCCGAAGUUUACCAACUACUCUUUUGAUGUAGAAGAAUUUAUGUACCUUGUCCUUCAGGCUGCAGACCACGUAUUGCAACACCCGAAGUGGCCAUUUAAGAAAAAACAUGAUGAGCUAUAAAUGUGUUGAGUCUUUUUGCCAAAAGGGAGUGUUUAAACGGUCCUCCGCCCAGACUCACCUCACAGUUAAAUAGGUAAAACAGCCUGUUUUCUCCUAGCCCCAAAGUACCUUUUUUUAAUACCAAAACAUGCCUUCAGGGUAUUACUUAUGUGUUUUAUAGUCUUUAACUGUUUCAUGUGAUUGUUGUGUCAUUGCUAUUUAUCAAGAUACUCUUUUUGCACUGAAAACUUUACUUUUUAUAGUUCAGAAACUGGGCCUGGGCUCACUGCCGUAAUUGAGCUUUUUUCUUAGGGAUACCAAAGUUUGCAACUUUCUUAGCUUUAGAAUUUGUAAAUGUUUUUAUAGAAUACCAUGAGCUCGUCAUUCAAGAGGCUUCCAACUUGUUAAUGAUAUAUUUGAGCAAAUUCACAACUCAUUUAUUUGCCAUGAUUUGUUCA
Molecule: messenger RNA, 2182 nt
Organism: Lagenorhynchus albirostris (white-beaked dolphin)
Lineage: Eukaryota; Metazoa; Chordata; Mammalia; Artiodactyla; Delphinidae
Gene: EOGT
Product: EGF domain specific O-linked N-acetylglucosamine transferase
Exons: 17
Coding region: 162-1745 (527 amino acids)
Cellular component (GO): endoplasmic reticulum lumen
Molecular function (GO): protein N-acetylglucosaminyltransferase activity
Source: RefSeq, a predicted model, not a curated record